CAUGGGGCGGGCGCGGGCAGCGCUGCUGCUGCUGCUGCUGCUCUGCGCCACCGCGGCACCGGCACCGGCGGCGGGGGGGCGGCCCGAGCGGCGGGCGGCGGGGGGCGGCAGGGAGCGGCGGGCGCGGUUCGCCUCCUGGGACGAGGUGAACGUGAUCGCCCACGGGCUGCUGCAGCUCGGGCACGGCCUGAAGGAGCACGCGGACCGCACCAAGGGGCAGAUGCGGGAGCUCGGCAGCCGCCUGAGCGCCCACAACAGCUCCAUGGGGCGGCUGCUGCGCCAGGCGCGGGAGGCGCAGGAGCGGGGCGAGCGGCUGCGGGCCAGCGUGCGGGAGCUGGAGGGCCGCGGGCGGCAGCUCCUCGGGCUCUCCGAGGCGCUGCGGCAGCGCCUGGAGGAGGUGGCGGCCGACAAAGCCGAGAUCCGGGGCCGGCUGGAGCAGCUGGAGGGCCGCGUCCGGCAGGCGCUGCAGGCGCGGCCGGCCGGCAACCAGAGCGCCAAGGGGCUGGGGGCGCUGCAGACCCUGAUGGACGCACAGAACUUGCGAAUUGAGGAGCUCUUGCAGAAGAUCAAGCAGCAGCAGUACAAGCUGGACAAGCAGAAUCUGCAGAUUAAGAGCCUGCAGAGCAAGGUCAAUCUACUGAUCCCUUUACACCUGAAAGACAACAAAACACAUUCUCCGAAGUGGAAGAUAAACCUGAAGAGCCUCAGCCUCACCAACCAGAGCCAGAAUGCCAGCAGGGAGCCCGUGCUGACAAAGAAGCUCCCAGAGGAUUGCCACCAGCUCUUCCUGGCCAGGCAGCAAAGCAGCGGUGUUUUUCAGGUGCAGCCUGCAGGGUCCCAGCCCUUCAAAGUCUACUGCGAUAUGACUGCAGAAGGUGGCUGGACAGUGAUCCAGAGGCGCACAGAUGGCUCUGUGGACUUUGACCGGCUUUGGGAUGCCUACAAGAAUGGCUUUGGAGACCUUCGUGGUGACUUCUGGCUGGGCUUGGAGAAGAUCCAUCACCUUGUCCAAGAGGGAAGAUACAAUCUGCUAAUUGAGCUGGAAGACUGGGAGGGAAAUUCCCAGGCGGUUCAGUUUGUCUUCAGCCUUGGUGGCGAGAGCACAGCCUACACGCUCAAUCUGCUGGGACCUCUGUCUGGAGAACUGGAAAACGCCAUCGGGGACUUCAGGCAGCUGCCCUUCUCCACUCGGGAUCGUGACCAUGACCUCAAAGCUGACACAAACUGUGCCAAACACCUCUCAGGUGGCUGGUGGUUCAGCACCUGUGGCCAUGCCAACCUCAAUGGGAAGUACUUCCGCUCCAUCCCCCGGCAGCGGCACGAGCGCAAGCAGGGCAUCUUCUGGAAGACUUGGAAAGGCAGGUAUUACCCGCUGAAGUCAACCACCAUGAAAAUCCAACCUGCAGCACUGGAAGCAGAGCCCUAAAGCUGCCACUUGAGACUUGACCUUCUUCUGUGGAGCACAGACCUGAGCUCCGUCACUUCGUGUUUACAGAAAAAAAGCCCACCCUCCCCAGGAAGUCCCCUGAGGAUUGUUUCUCUUGGUUAGCAGACCUUUAGUGGCAUGACACAGCUCCUCACUAUAAGUAAAACAGCUCUGUGUUGCUGAAACCCCUGGAUGGGAGCUCCCAAACCAGAAGAGGAGCCACCAGCAGCGAGAUCCACCUCCAAAGGAUGCACAGGGAUCUUCCGACCUGCCACAUGCUGCUGCGGCGGGUUCACGUUGUCUGGUGCUUUCUGUCCUGUCUGAACACUUCUGUACUUGUUUUGAUGGGCUGGGAGGAAGGGGAGCGUGUGAAGUGUUUCACUACCCUGGACCUAAGAGUUGGGUACAGAGCA
This is a messenger RNA of Tyto alba (common barn owl), 1839 nucleotides long. It is a transcript of the gene ANGPTL4, whose product is annotated as angiopoietin like 4. Gene Ontology annotation, biological process: triglyceride homeostasis. The transcript is spliced from 7 exons. Gene Ontology annotation, molecular function: enzyme inhibitor activity. Bases 2 to 1426 code for a protein of 474 amino acids. NCBI's taxonomy places the organism in Eukaryota, Metazoa, Chordata, Aves, Strigiformes, Tytonidae. The record is from RefSeq and is a predicted model, not a curated record.